Messenger RNA from Portunus trituberculatus (swimming crab), 2687 nucleotides. It is a transcript of the gene SelT, whose product is annotated as thioredoxin reductase-like selenoprotein T homolog CG3887. Gene Ontology annotation, cellular component: endoplasmic reticulum membrane. Lineage: Eukaryota; Metazoa; Arthropoda; Malacostraca; Decapoda; Portunidae. Gene Ontology annotation, molecular function: thioredoxin-disulfide reductase (NADPH) activity. Gene Ontology annotation, biological process: cell redox homeostasis. The record is from RefSeq and is a predicted model, not a curated record. The transcript is spliced from 5 exons.
CCUGAGUGAGUGACCAGUCCACCUCAGCAGACGAAGGCGCCAUGGCGAGCUGGGGAGGCGCUGUCCGCUCGGGGUUUGGCCUCUCCAUCCUCACUCUAGUCUUCCUCGCUGUGCUACCCGCCGCUGGAGGCAUUAAGGAGUCCCACACGCUCAAGUUCAAUAACCUGAUGGGACCUACACUCAGGGUUCUGUACUGUUACUCGUGAGGUUACAAGAAGGUUUUUGAGCAGUAUGCCAACAUCCUGCGAGAAAAAUAUCCUGAAAUCUCCAUCUUGGGGGACAACUACCCUCCACCUGAUUGGAAGAUGUGGAUGGCGCAGAUGCUUGGAGCUGCCAAACUCCUCUUCAUAGUAAUGAUAAUUGCCGGGAUUAACAUGUGGGAGUGGCUUGGGCAGGAAACUCCCUCCUGGUGGACAUGGUUCGUCAACAACAAGAUCUAUGCCUGCAUGAUGGUCUUCUUCCUCUGUAAUGCCAUUGAGGGGCAGCUCAUUUCUACAGGUGCAUUUGAGAUCUCCUUUAAUGAUGUUCCUGUUUGGUCAAAGCUGGAGACAGGCCGCAUACCUCAGCCACCAGAGCUCUUUCAGAUUAUUGACAACCACGUGCGCUUCAAUCAAAACUCAAACACGUGGAGUGAAAGCAUCUAACCUUAAGCCUGGAUAUAGUUCAUCUGCAGUGUCUGUGAUGUGUGGCCAUGUUGGAUAACAGUUUGAUAUGAAGAUGUUAAGUCUUCGUGAAAAUUGGAAUGGAACUGUUCCCAGCAUUUUUAAGAACAGUCAAGAAGAUCCAGAGUACAACAAAUACAUGUAAAUUUGGUUUCCUGCAUGCCUUUUAUCUGACCUGUGUAUUGUUUUUGAUUAUGAAGGCCACUGUGGAAAGCAUUUGUAUGUUGACUUUGGCUGGAAAUUGCAUUGAGAAAACGUCAUACAGUGAAAAAGGCAUGCAGGAAACCUGAUGCUAAUUUUCAGACAGCUUUGCAUAUGUACUUCUCUAUAAGUAUUAUCAAACAGUAGUUUGGUAAUAAUGCUGGCUAGUAGUUGGCUGUAAUGUAAGCCAGGAUAUAUAUUUUUGGAGAUCACUCCAGUCCAUUUUUUUUCUUCUGAUUAUUCAGAGGAAUGCAAAUGAUUAUCAUCAGUAUCUUAGAAUUUGGGCCAAGAAUUUGGGCCAACUAAAGAUGAAAUUAUUCCUGUAUAUGUUUAGUUAUUAUAAUAGUGGAUAUCUUUUAACUCAUUUAAUUUGUGACCACAUUGAGAUUGUAAGUUUGGAUGUUGAUUAGAAUAUGCAGAUGACUGGAGCUGUUAUUGUAAGAACAAGGAAACCUUUGUACAAGGGUUUCAUUAGUCACUGAAAUCUACGUAUAGCUAAGCUGACAUCCCUUGAAAAAGUGGAUAACCAAGAAAAGACCCAACAGUCAUACAUUGUAGUAGAAGACAGUUAAGUAAUGAAAUCAUGGAGUACAACUCACCAAACCUGGAAGUACCACUGAACACUGAAACAAAUAUUGUGAAUGUGUACAGGAGUGGUUCUUCCAGAUUAAUGGAGAAGGCGCUUCAUGAAACGAAUAUUUAUACAUGAAAGUGAAACUUGUGAACUUAGAAGGUUAUAUGUUGUAUGUAAAAGUUUUUAAACCUCAUCUGUUUACCAGUCAUAGGGAAAGGGUGAACCAUUUCUGGUCUCAUGGCUAGCACACUCAGACUGGAUUGCCAACCUUCUGCUCCUGCUGGGAAGCAAGGUCACAACUUCAUUUUACAUAUCCUGUUCACUAAUGUGAACAUGGGCAAUAGUAUGAAGGAGAGCAAAUUUCUUUGCCCAAUGCAAGAUUCAAACCCAGCACCUUUCACAUAUGAGUGUGCUACUCUGCCUCCAUCUUUAAUGGAGACCUAUCCACUUUCAAUGCCUCUUAAAUGACAAUUUUUUCAUUGUUGCAGCUCUCCUUUUGCAUCUAUAAUUGGUUUAAUAUUUAGGAGGGUGUUAAAGCAGCGUUUGAGACAGUGCCUGUAUGACUGGUGUCUGUGGGUGGCUACAUUUUAUCCCAUUUAAGUCUCAAGGAGACAACAGUAUGUCUGCCCUCACACUGCAUAGAAGUAAAAGACAUUCCCUACAACUAUCACUGAUGUAUAUCCAUUUUCAAAAUAGUUGUGUACUUCCUAUUUGAUUUUGUUUUUUGUUGUAAUUACCCAAGUUUUUAUCUGAAAGUAUGAAACCAGUCCUUUUGUAAAUCAAGAAUAAAAUUUUAGUCAAACAGAAGUAAUGUAAUUUGUCAUACCAUUUAGUUUUAUAUCUGAGAUUAUUUAUGUAUGUUUCCAUGUGUAACUGUAACUGUCACACCACCAACUCCUUUUCCUUCACUAUGUAUGUAUACACUCCCGGACGUAAUAAUACAAGUUAACAGGAAAAUGUGCCAAGGUCAAGAAAAUUAGGAGUAUGUGGAAGUUAAUGGUAAAAUGUGAAAGGCCACUUUAUAAAUUAAAGUUACUCAAAAUGCUAAAUGUAUAAGGACCAAGUAAAUUUAUUGCCCUGCAUUAAAGGGUAAACCCCUGUAAACACACAGACUUGCUUUGAGGAGCUAACCACUGGAUUUUUUGUACCCAUGUUUUCAUGAGGUUCCUUGUUUAAAAGUUUAUAUUUGUUUGUUGGAGUAGCCUUUCCUGUUUCCUUAUUGGAUACAUAUUAAAUAUACUUUAUAACAA